Messenger RNA from Dissoconium aciculare CBS 342.82, 1340 nucleotides. RefSeq names its product CDP-diacylglycerol--serine O-phosphatidyltransferase. The transcript has 3 exons. The record is from RefSeq and is a predicted model, not a curated record. Gene Ontology annotation, molecular function: phosphotransferase activity, for other substituted phosphate groups. Gene Ontology annotation, biological process: phospholipid biosynthetic process. Bases 308 to 1042 code for a protein of 244 amino acids. NCBI's taxonomy places the organism in Eukaryota, Fungi, Ascomycota, Dothideomycetes, Mycosphaerellales, Dissoconiaceae. Gene Ontology annotation, cellular component: membrane.
AGCUUGUUCUGGUCCUGCUUGCUUUGCUGCCCGCGACGAUCGAAACUUUUGGCGUCGCAGCGCAGAACACUGCAUAUAACUCCAGUACGCGCAGAUGAACAUUUCCCCAUCCCUCACCAACCUUUGAUUCGAAUAUCUCAAAAAGACUCCUCCUCUUCCCCCUCAUAUUCUUUCUUACGACUAGUUCGCAUCCCGGAUUUCCUUCUUACCGCCGCUCCGAAAAGCCACUUCUUCCAACGCAUACGCCGAAUCACACACUGCACCAACAGUAUAGUACCUUCUUACGCACCAAACUUUUUCGGUGACCAUGUCAAAACGAUCGGGAGCCUCCAGCGGUGUGGAGAAGAGCGCGGAUGGUAUUGUCGCCGCCAAGAAGCCUGUGGAGGACAAGCAAGCUCGUCUGCUCAAUGACCCCAACCCAGGCCACUUCAGCCUGGUGCGCGCCUAUCACCUCGCGGACCUCAUCACCCUCAUGAAUGGCUUCUGUGGAGUCAUGUCGGUCAUGUCCUCGAUGCGAUACAUCCAAAACCCCUACGGCAACAAGGCAUACCUGUGGGCGUCACUCGUGUUGAUGCCGCUUGGUCUAUUCUUCGACUUCUUCGACGGCAAGGUUGCGAGAUGGAGAGGCAAGAGCAGUGUGAUGGGUCAGGAGCUGGACUCGUUGGCAGAUUUGAUCUCCUUUGGUGUCGCGCCGGCAGCCUGCGCCUUCUCCAUCGGUAUGCAAACGGCUCUCGACCAAGUUCUAUUGACGUGCUUUGUCCUCUCGGGUCUGGCGCGCCUGGCACGGUUCAACGUCACCACCGGAAACGUGCCCAAGGAUGCCACCGGCAAGGCCAAAUAUUUCGAAGGUCUGCCUAUCCCCACUAGCCUCACCAUCACUGGCCUGAUUGGGUUCUGGGCAUCGCGGGACUGGGUCCAGGAGAACAUUCCCUACGGCACAUUGAAUGCGGGCACGAUUCUCGAGUUCCACCCGGUGGUGGCAUUGUUUUUGAUUCACGGAUGUUGCAUGGUUUCCAAGACGUUGCACGUACCUAAGCCGUGAGAAGAUUGGCAUCUAGCUCACGAGUUGCAUGAUCAUCGUUGAAGUCGAACACGGGUUCGAGGAUGAAAGUCGAGCAUUUAGCGUGGUGUUGGCGAGCAUAAGGGAAAUAUACGCACGUGUUUCUGUCUUGCAGCGGGGCCCAUGCUGAUGAUUGAUACUUCUCCUCCCUCAAUGUUCAGGUUUUGGUGUGUCCGUCAAUGGAACGUAGCGCACGCCAUACUCUUUGCUCCUGGUUAUUACACCUCGCUCAUCCUUGUCAAUGACCCAAAUAUGCUGAAGCUGAUCUUCUUCGACCGGG